Messenger RNA from Oncorhynchus masou masou (cherry salmon), 2990 nucleotides. Its product is annotated as HMG box-containing protein 4-like. Bases 120 to 1952 code for a protein of 610 amino acids. The record is from RefSeq and is a predicted model, not a curated record. Lineage: Eukaryota; Metazoa; Chordata; Actinopteri; Salmoniformes; Salmonidae. The transcript has 13 exons.
CCUGUCGACACGCAUCGUUGUUGACUGAUAUCAAAGAUGGCGACUGGAACCGCGUAAAUUGGUGAAUCCGUAGAGUGACACAGAGAGACGGGCAACCCUGUUGAAAAAAAAGAGAGAUCAUGGCUUUUGAGGAGAUCAAGAAGAAAGGAGUAGUUGAGGUAGGGAUGGAAGGGGAAGUGGGGCUUGUGGCUGGUCGCAGUCAGAGAGAGAAGAGGAGAUCAUACAAGGACCUGCUUAGGGAGGAGGAGGAGAUUGCUGCACAGGUCCGCAAGUCCUCCAAGAAACGGCCCAAGGACUCAGAACUUUUCUUAUUGGGAGGGGACUCCCACAAGAAGAAGAAAAAGCACAGUGAAGACUACUAUUACAGAGACCAGCAAGGCUCAGGCCCACCUCCCCACAAGAAGAAGCGAAAGUCGUCAGACCACUCCCCUUCCCUGUCCUCCUCGUCUUCCUCCCAUCCCACAGACACAGCCAUGGGACUCCUACAGGCCAUCACCUCCCCUAUGGCCACAGGCUCAGACCCGAGCCCACACCUGCACAAGAAGCCCUCCUAUCCCUCCUUCUCUUCCUCCCACUCCUCCAAAGACCGCAAACGUGAUGGGAGCACCGGAGGAAGCAAAGGCAGCCACUCCUCUCAUUCCCGCCCUAUGUCCUCAUCAUCCUCUUCCAAAAAGCACUCCUCCAAGUCGUCGUCUCUGUUCCAUGGUGGUACCGGUACCCCUAAAGGAGAUCUCCUGAACAUACGUGAGCCGGAUGGGCUGAGGAUGAAGCUCAUGGUCUCGCCUAAGGAGAAGGCCGAAGGAGAGGGCUUUCCCUUCCCUCCCCACUCCUCCUCAUCCUCAAAAGGGGGGAUAAAAAAGGACAAGGACAGAGACCGGAAACAGCUCUCUAAAGUCCCCAAGAAGAUGCAGCAGAGCCGAGAUCCACUGCCUGUUGUGGGGAAAGAAGUGGAGGUGGAAGGGCACUACGGUGGGGGUAUGGGGGGAGACAGCUCCUCCUCGGGGGGCGAACUGGAGGCAGGAGAGCUGGUGAUAGACGACUCGUACAAGCAUCUGUCAAAGAAAAAGAAGAAGAGCAAGAAAAGCAAGAAGAAAAAGGAGAAAGAGAAGGACAGAGAGAAAGACAAAGGCGGGAGAGAGAAGAAGCACAGCAAAGGAUCAGGAGGGGACCCAUCGAGAGGCCACACCCACACCCAUGGCUCAGCCAAUCACUCUGCAGCUGGUGGAAUGUAUGCCAUGGGGGCCCCGAUCCCUACUCCCAUCCUUACUCACCAUCAUCAAAGUAAUGAAGUAGCAAUGAUGGAGAAGAAGAAAAAGAAGGAGGAGAGGGAAAGGGAAAAGCACGAGAAGGAGAAAGAUAAGCCUAAGAAGAAGAACACAACAGCGUACCAGGUGUUCUGUAAAGAGUACAGGGUCAACAUCAAUGCAGAGCAGCCGGGACUAGUGUUUGGGGAGCUGAGCAAAAAGUUGGCAGAGGUGUGGAAACAGCUCCCAGAAAAAGACAAACUGGUGUGGAAGCAGAAAGCUCAGUACCUGCAGCACAAGCAGAACAAAGCUGAGGCCACCACAGUCAAACGCAAGAGCUCCACAGAUGGAGUCAAAAGCAAAGGCUCUAUGAAGGGCAUGGGGCUGGGAGCAGGGCUGGUGUCCCCCAACCGGGUGUCUGUGGGUGUGUCCCUGUCACCAGCACGGGUCCCUGAUGUCGACCCCAUCGAUGCGGCCGCCCACCUGCAACUACUGGGAGAGUCCCUGUCCCUCAUCGGCCACCGAUUACAGGAGACAGAGGGGAUGGUGGCGGUGUCAGGCAGUCUCUCUGUACUGCUGGACUCCAUCUUGUGUGCCCUGGGACCCCUGACCUGCCUCACAGCACAGAUCCCCCAGCUCAACGGAUGUCCCCGCCAAGUCUUGUCCAACACAUUGGACAACAUUGCCUACAUCAUGCCAGGGCUGUGAAGCCAACAGAAACAUUCCUUUCCCGUCUACUGAGUGUCCUCGCCAUGAAGUAAAAUGUUUGGAGUGAGAGUGCCCAUUAUAGAAGCGUGGCUUGGGAUGCAGACUAUUAUUUAUGCAGCAAGACAUUGGAAAACGUGGAUAUUAAUAGUUUCAACAAGUUUUUAAAAUGUAUUUUAAAAUUAGUUAAUUUCUUCUUCUUUUUUUACUGAAACCUAUUUUAAUGAACACUCUUUUCUUUACCUCUGGCAUAUCUGUUAGCAUCUUCAGAUUUAACUGUAUGUUCUUGUGGGUGUGGGAAUGUGUGCGGGCGUGUGUGUUUUCUGUGUGUAUACAGUAUCUCCAGAGGCUAGUUUUUACCCAAAAGGACAAACCAGGGCCCAAGUCCACCAUUGUUCCUCUUCCAUCAACGUACCAUGAAAAUAAUAUAUUUUGACAAUUAUUCAUGUUUGUUUUACCACUUAAUUGCAUAAUGACUUGCUCUUUUGUAUAUAUGCUAUUUUACUGAGUAUUAAGGUUUAGAUUUUGACUGUAGAAUGAAAUUUGUAUACGGUAGAAACAUUUUGAGGCAACUGCAAUCAAACUACUGUUGUGGUAUUUGUAUACAGUAUGGAAAUGUUGACAAUAAAAAUGACAGUGUCAACAUGCAGACUGAGCAUAGCAGACUUAUAUGACUGGUAUGUACCACCACCACCUUCUUUCAACUACAGCUGUUGUUCUGACUCCUAAACACAAACCAAUGAAUGAAUAAGGCUUGUAUAUAUUGUAACAAACCAUUGUAGUGUAUCAUGAUAAUUUACAUUUUAAGGCCAGUUAUACCUACAACUGAAAUUGCUAUUUUUAAGUGAGUAAAGGGAAUUGUACAUGAACUGCAGCAGCUGCUCGUGAAUCAUCAGGAUCCUUGUCAGAUUGAGGAUGAUGUGCUCUUUUCUACAGAGUAGAACUAGAACACUAUGUCUGUCUGUGCUUCCACAUGCCUCUAUGCCCCAGCCAGGGAGGAAUGCAAAACCUUCCCUAAUGAAGUACUUUGAAUUCUCUGUU